AUGGCAUGGAAUAAUAGAGAGGCUUUGUGUAUAGCUGUUGUAAUCUCGAGGCCGGUAAAACCUAUUUUAAAUCAUACCUGCGACGGAGGUCUUUGUUGCCACCCCGAAGCCGGCGAAGACAUGCCCCGACCAGCAACGAUAUGA
Messenger RNA from Sclerotinia sclerotiorum 1980 UF-70, 144 nucleotides. RefSeq lists its product with no specific name. The coding region runs from base 1 to 144 and encodes 47 amino acids. NCBI's taxonomy places the organism in Eukaryota, Fungi, Ascomycota, Leotiomycetes, Helotiales, Sclerotiniaceae. The record is from RefSeq and is a predicted model, not a curated record. The transcript has a single exon.